Molecule: messenger RNA, 2616 nt
Organism: Bufo bufo (common toad)
Lineage: Eukaryota; Metazoa; Chordata; Amphibia; Anura; Bufonidae
Gene: GPC1
Product: glypican 1
Exons: 9
Coding region: 511-2163 (550 amino acids)
Biological process (GO): regulation of protein localization to membrane; cell migration; negative regulation of fibroblast growth factor receptor signaling pathway
Cellular component (GO): extracellular region; cell surface; synapse
Molecular function (GO): fibroblast growth factor binding
Source: RefSeq, a predicted model, not a curated record
AGUGAGACAGCUCUUCUGUAGGUGAUGUGAGACCACCGUGGCCCCUGGAGCUGGAUGUCACUGUCCUGGGAGAGCCCUGGUGAGCUCUAGGAAUUCUUGACUCUGCUACAUUCCUCCCCAUAAAGGACUACACCCCACCAGGCUGAGCAUCCUCCUGCCUGUAGUCACUGCAGCUGCCUGGCUCCAGUGCACUGCCACCCACUGCCUCACGGUCUCCAUGUAGAAGCAUCCACAUCCUGGACAUGCCCUCUAACAGCUCCCCUGCCUUCUUCAUGUCCUGGGGCUCCCCUGUGCCCCUCUUGUCAUAUGGAUGCUCAGCAGCCUCAUACAUGAUGUGCUAGCUGGUGCUUGGGCUUCGUACUGUGAGGUGCCCUCAGCCAUUCAGGACAAGAUCUCAAGGGCUUUUUUGCCUGGUGAACUGUGCAUGUUGUUUCCCUUGCCUGUGGUCACUAUUUUUCAUUUCCACAAGUUUAUUUCUUGGCCUCUCAGCGUAUCCCAUCCACUGAGGACAUGGAGUGGCCCUGUAGGUAUUCCUGGUGGCAUCUUGGAAUUGUCUUCUUUGUGCAUUGGGCAGCUGGAGACAUGGGGAACAAAGCCAAGAGCUGUGAAGCGGUGAGACAGGUGUAUAAUGCCAAAGGCUUCAGCCUAAAUGGAGUCCCUCAGUCAGAAAUAUCAGGUGAACAUCUGAGGAUGUGUCCACAGGGUUACACCUGCUGCACCUCCGACAUGGAAGAAAACUUCGCCAAUAUCAGCAAGAUGGAGUUUGAGAACUCGCUGAGACAAUUCAGCCUGUCCGUCCAGGACCAACUCUUCGCACAGACCCGAAACUUUGACAGGUACUUCCAGGACCUACUGAACAAAUCGGAGCAGAUUCUUCUGGAAACAUUUCCCGCCCAGUAUGGGGAACUUUACACCCAAAAUGAUGGGAAGAUUUUCAAAAACUUGUACAUAGAGCUCCGUCAGUAUUACCGCGGGCCGGCAGUGAAUCUGGAGGAGGCACUGACAGAGUUCUGGAGCCACCUGCUGGAGAGAGUGUUCAAGACACAGAACUCACAGUACCCCUUUUCUUACGAGUAUAUGGACUGCUUGGCAAAGCAAUACGACCAGCUUAAGCCAUUUGGGGACAUUCCACGUGAAAUGAAAUUAAAAGCGACCAGGGCGUUUAUUGCUGCCCGAUCGUUUGUCCAGGGACUUGGCGCUGCUGCUGACAUCGUCAGGAAGGUCACCCAGGUCCCUAUGAGUCAAGAAUGCAUACGUGAAGUUAUGAAGCUCAUGUAUUGUCCUCUCUGUCGUGGCCACUCCAACAUCAAGCUGUGUGAUAAUUACUGCUGGAACGUCAUGCGAGGAUGUCUCGCUAAUCAAGCAGAUUUGGACCCCGAGUGGCGGAAUCUGGUUGAAUCCUUAUUGCUGGUGGCGGGCAAGUUUAAUGGCGUUACCGGUGUGGAGAACAUUGUGGGAACCAUUCACACAAAGAUCUCAGAGGCCAUUACCCAUAUGCAGGAGAACAAGGAGGUCAUAAAAAACAAGGUGUUUAAAAGUUGUGGAAAUCCCAAAAAGGGCAACAAGGGCUCCAAGACAGAGGAGAGAAAAAGAAAAGGCAAAGCAGCUCCAGAAGAUAAAUACACAGUUCCCAGUAUGGACAACCUGGUUUCUGAUGUAAAAGUAAAGCUCACUGAAAUCCAAGAUUAUUGGGUAUCUCUACCAAACCUAUUCUGCAGUGAAAAGGUCAUCGCUGGUCCAGGCAAUGAAGACAAGUGCUGGAAUGGAAUGGCCAGAGCAAGGUAUAUGCCUGAGCGUAUGGGCAGCGGACUCGCCAACCAGAUAAAUAAUCCUGAGAUUGAUGUGGAUAUUACAAAGCCUGACAUGACCAUCCGUCAGCAGAUCAUGCAGCUGAAGAUUAUGACUAAUCGUCUCCGCAAUGCCUACAAUGGAAAUGACGUGGACUUCCAGGACACAAGUGAUGACAUCAGCGGUUCAGGGAGCGGAGAUGGCUGCACCGAUAGUGUAUGCGUCAGGACAGCCUCACGAGACUCCACUGUAUUUCACACUGAAACACAUGUAGUCAUCAAAGAGAAAUCACCAGGGUCAAACGGAAACCUAAACUCAUGGAACCUCCUGCUACUUGUAUCCGCUCUGCUUGUGGCACACUUUGCCAGGUGGUAACCCCUGUGAAUUGUCCUAUAAAGGGAAUGCGGUCACUUUUCUCCCUCAAUGAACUUGACCUUCUUCUAUACUUGGAAGUAGAUAAAAAUGGAAAGCAAGCGAGUGUUGGAGAUCAGGCCACUAUAACACUGUGCUCUCCUGCAGACUCAACCUGUCUCCUCCAUACCUGUACAUUUUUUUUGUAAUUGCGUGUGUUUUAUUUUCUGAUACAGACAAACCAUAUCUGGCUGUUUUGGUUAAUAGGAAAAAAAAUGUUAAAAGUGACAUAAAACUUCACUAAUAUUGUGUCUCUUUUUUCUAAAAUAAAAUGGCAAAAAAGUGUAAAAUGUAAAAUAUUUAUUAGUGCAAAGACAUACAGUUCUAUACCUAUACAACUGACAACCACAGAGAAGCAAUGUAUGCAAUUUUCCUUGUUUCUAUAUAAAGCACAUUUUUCUUCAUAUCCGCCACUGG